CUCUCUCUGUCUCGCAGUCUCAUUCAGAGUCUCCAAGCCGAGCACAGUUCACCGUUCCCGAGUAAAAGCGCUAACUGGCUGUCAGUCGAGCUCGGUGAGCGCGGCAGUCAUGGCGGCGGCUCCGUUAGCCCACUUCGACGAGGACUGGCAGGACUUUAACGAAUUCAAGCCGUCGCAGGAGUCGUCCGCCGCCGAGCUGGACCAGCUCAACUCGAACGUCGCCGCGGGGCCGCCGACGGGCCUGGACGACUUCUCCGACCUGGACAACAGUUUCUCGGGGGAGAUCUGCAGCUUCAAGUCGAUGGAGGACCUCGUCCACGACUUUGACGAAAAGCUGAACGUGUGCUUCCGAAACUACAACACCGCGACGGAGCACAUAGCGCCCAUUAAACCCAUCACCGAGGAUAAUUACCUGAAAGACGACGAGGUAUGGAACACACUGACUGACAACUACGGCAACGUGAUGCCCAUCGACUGGAAGACGUCACACACCCGCUCCCUCCACCUGCCCACCCUCAACCUCAACUGGCACGAGUUGGACAACCAGUCUUUGGAUCUGUCAGAUGACGAGGAGCUGAGAGAGCAGAUGGACAUGCAUUCCAUCAUCGUCUCCUGCGUCAGUGACGAGCCCCUCUUCACUGCAGAGCAGGUGAUCGAGGAGAUAGAGGAGAUGAUGCAAGAGUCUCCGGACCCCGACGACGAGAGUCCCUCCCAGUCAGACUUGUCCAUGCUCUCCGCGGACCUCCACGGCCUGAGGCGCUCCGGCUCAGACACCAGCUACGAGGACCGACUGCGCCAGCUGACCGUGUCGGAGCUGGCCGAGACUCUGGAGGAGGUGGAGACGGCCAUUCGCAGCUACAGUGAAGAGCUCAUCCAGGCUCUGGCCCUGCGUGAUGAGCUGGAAUACGAGAAGGAGGUGAAGAACAGCUUCAUCUCGCUGCUCAUCGACGUGCAGAACAGACAGAAGGAGCACCGUGAGCUGCUGCGCAAGAAGAAGAAGGUCCGCAGCAUGACGUCCACCACGGGAGCCAACAGCCAGAAAACCACCGGCACAAACGUGCCCGGCACGCUCCUCACUCUGGAGGGACUCUCCAGUGUCAUUCAAAAUGGCCUCCGCCAAACUUUUGGUACCACAGGAGGGGACAAACAGUACCUCACCACAGUCAUCCCCUAUGAGAAGAAAAUGGGCUCCCCUUCAGUGGAAGACCUCCACAUCCUAACAAAGAUCCUUCAGGCCAUGAGGGACGACAGCGAGAAGGUCCCGGCCCUCCUCACAGACUACAUUCUCAAAGCUCUGGUAUGAGCAUGGAGGAUGCUGAGUUCUUUGUCCCACGUAAAUCCCUGAAGGGAACCCCCCAGGAGCAACAUCGGGCUGGAUCUUGGAGAAAAGUUUUUAACGCAGACUUUCUUACCUUACGCCAUUUUUACCUGGACGCCACCUUCCUCAGAUUUGAACCGACUGCUCCACGGACGUCGCUAACCAGUAUUAUACGUCUUCGCACCUCAUGUGACUCCCAAUUUUAUUCCACGGCCUUCGUCAGCUGGUCCCAACGAGGGAAAUGGCGUCAUUUGUCCUGAAGAAGGGAAAGGAAUGCUGGCAGAAACCUCUAGAGGGCAGCAGAGUGACAACACCGUGAGCAGAAGCUUCUCAUGUUAGCAUCCGCCAUCUUCCACAUGCUACAUGGGACUCCGCUAGCUAAUAGCUGAAUGUUGACACAAGAUGACUUUUGUAACUUGCACAAGAAAAAGGGAAAGGACUUGGGGAAAACUAGCUAGCUGGACAAACAAGAACACUGACCUCACGCCCGUCAUACCUCCUGCAUUGUGUUAGCUAGCUUGCUAGGCAUGCCAGUGGCUACGUAGUGUUUGUUAAAUGUUUACUUGUGUUUGUUUCAGCUCAUGUAGUAGUGGACAUGUAUUUUUUAACGCCUCUCUUAGAUUAGCACGAGGCAAGCUGUAGCUAGCAGUUUGUGUUAGCAUGUGUGCAUUUUUACCCAUCAUCACCGACCAUGACAACAAUCUUGGUAAGAACAGUACUGUGCUGCUUUUAUGCUAACACGUUGAAGUUGUCGGAGCGCGCCACCUACAGGGAAGCUUUUGUUGUUUUGUCUUUUAAGGGAACCUUUUGACUUGCUGUACGAUACAAUCACCUUUUCCAACAUUCUAGUAGCGGCUAAGCUAGGUAGCAUUUCAACACUUAACUUCAACCACAUCAGCCACACUCACGUACGACCCUUAGCCUUUUUACAUAGCCUUAUGCUAGCAACGUCGCCGUGGGGCGGAGAUUAAAGUUUAUGUUUACGUUCCAAGGAAUCAAAAGGGUGCGCUUUUAAAAUAUUUUACAUGGGAAGACAAAGACGACAAGACGUGUUUUAUGAAACUGAUGUGCUGCGUGCACUUUACGCACAUUUCAUCCUCGUGCGUCGUCAUGGAUUUGAAAGGUCUUAUUCGGUGGCUGACCACAUAGAUUUUAUGUCCUGAUGAAGAAAUGUACCUUAGUAACCAAGUUGCAGAAGUGUAUUCUGCAUUUGUACGCCAGAAAAACACAAAAUCUUCCUUUUCAUUGAUUUCCAUGCGAUAGAAUUGGAACAUUGACCCCGUCAUGCGGUACUGUAGUGUAGAAAUACGGAGCACAUAUUCAGUUACUGUCGUACUGCUGGCUUUGUUCGGCCACCAUUCUCUCCACUCCAGUGGUUUCUAUGUUGCACCUCCUUUCCAAUAAAGCAACACGUGAGACCUGCUUGGAUGCUCUUCCUUC
Messenger RNA from Dunckerocampus dactyliophorus (ringed pipefish), 2758 nucleotides. RefSeq names its product fasciculation and elongation protein zeta 2b (gene fez2b). Lineage: Eukaryota; Metazoa; Chordata; Actinopteri; Syngnathiformes; Syngnathidae. The record is from RefSeq and is a predicted model, not a curated record. Bases 110 to 1303 code for a protein of 397 amino acids. Gene Ontology annotation, cellular component: cytoplasm; axon. The transcript is spliced from 11 exons.